AUGGCGCGCUCCACGCAAAGAGAAGCGAUCGAAGCGACCAUACAGGCUAUCCUCGGGGAUGCUCCUAAGUCCAGUCUGCUCUUUGGUGCCCCCGUCAGUCUCUAUCUGCUCAGUUCCCUAGUGCUCGCUGAUAUGCACCAGGCAAUAUCAAUGCGACAAAUAGAGGCGAAUGUAGAGCCAACGGCCGGCCUCUCCGCUGCGGACGUGCUUCCAGCAGCCGUGCAGGUGUCUCUCCGGAUCUUCGGGAAUGCAAAGCAGGUCCAGCUGAAGAAACUGGUGAGGAGUGGGAAGGAAGAGGAGUGGAUUGUGUUCCGGCCUUCUCUUACUGGAGGACCGUCCGCGACAAGCACAGAACUAUUCAAGCCCGAUGAUAAGACAGGUCUCGACCGUGCAGCCCGCGGCGGAACGGGACCUGCAGAAAGCGCAAGCGACACGCAGAUCGUCCGGCAAGUAGAGCUGGAGCCAAUGCCGGAGAAGCCAAAACUGAGCACCAAAAGUAGCUUCUUCCGCCCAUUCAUGCGGUCCAAGCCCUCCGAUGAUGUGAUUCCUGCCGUGGCCGCUCCGGCGACAUUCGCAGAACCGGAGAUGAACAUCGCUCUUCCACCGGCCCACCGCAUCGGAGCCGGGAAUUUUGGAGACCUUUGGAUGCCUAUCGCUGCUCCAGCAGCUGCGGAUCUACCCACGCCAGGACAAGAAGAGGCAACUCCGCCGGCAAGCGAAGUCGCGGGGGAUCACCGACCCACCCCUCCCACGCUGAAGCUGCCCUCUAUACCCUCAAGAAAACAACCUCCCGUUCCGUCCAAAAGGAUAGUGAAAGAACCACACCUCUCGCACAAAGCCCUGCUGGUUCCUGAGAGACCAGCUCAGGUGACUGUCAAGUCAAGACCGCACGUUCCCAGUACAGAGCAGUCUGAUCUAGCGCGACCACCACUUCAGACUAUGAUUCAACCUGUCAAUAUCGAGCUUCGCCAUAAACCCCCCGCAGUCGCCGCUCAAUCCACAUCUCUCUUUCCCGAUAUAGAGCGGUCUGACAUGCGGCUGCCAGAUCAGAUCUUCCAUCCUGUCAAUGUCGACCUACAUCCUUCUUCCUCUUCCCGCCCCACCUCUGACCCUAUCGCCAGUGCCGAAGAACAGGACUCCUCUCUCCCGUACCUGCGGGAGAACCCCAGACUUGACCUCGCUCGGACUGAGGGGCCAGUACGCCAGAGCUUUGACCGAAAGAGCCUGACUAUCAUCGCACCGACAGCCAAUACCCCCACAAAGCUCGUGGCGCAGCCCGGAGAGAAGGACCCUUCCCUCCGCGUCCGCUCAGGAGACUCCUCGGAGCCGAUCGGGCAGAGUGAUCAGGACAUCAAAGCACCUCAACUUGAAGUAACCAUCUCAUCUACUUCCAGCCCCACUCCUACCCUAUCUAGCCCUCUAUACUCGCCUAUGACCCCUCUCUCAUCCAUCAUCUCCUCCCCCACCUCCGCAACGCUCCCGGACUACCUUGACCACUCCCGCAAAAGUGAUCCAGCCGCCUUGCCCACGACCUGGCUGAGUGUCGCCUUCCAAGAUCUUCCGUUCGGACCUGACGUGCCUGCACGGAAGUUGCCGCCCUCCAGCGAUGCCUCGCGGCGUGAUAUCGGCGUUACAGGUGAGACAAGCAAGCCAGGGGCUGGUCAAGGCACGAGAAUUUCCGCCAGCCAUGCAGUCAACACCCGCCUAUAUGUAACCCAUGCCAGCCUCUAUCUUCCCUUCUCCUACCUAGCUCCACAACCGAUCAUCCAGAUAUACCAAUCCACUCGAUCACCUCCCACCGCACUACCAGAGCCCACAAGCAUCAUGCCAAACCCCCUCCCGGACCCCAUCACCAUGACGCACGACGCCAUCUGCCUCGCCACGCACAUGUUCCUCGGCUGGGCCUUUGGCGUCCGCUGGAACUCCAUCUCCCGGUGGUUCUGGGUCGGCUCCGUCAAGCUCCUCACCGCCGCCCUCAUGCUCUAUGUCCUGCACCGUACCUUCCGCGCUCUUAAACGCAAGAUCCCCUCCACGAUCCUCGCCGCUCGAAAGGCCGCCGCGUACUACUGUCCUUACCUCCUCGGCUGGCUCGCUCCGCCCAUGGAAGACACCGAUAUCCCAGGAGUUGUAUACAUGUGUCAGCGGGAGAAGAGGCUGGUACUGAAGGUCAAUGGGUGGGAUGAGGUGUAUCUGGAUCAAGUUAUGAAGAUGCCUGCCGACGACAUGCACGAUCCCUUCUUCUACCAAGACGAUGCCGGCCCCUUCCACUGCACUCCCAUCCUGACCGACGUCCCUACCCCCGCUCGUGACCAGACCUGGGCUAGGCGCCUCCCUCCCUUCGCAGUCCGCUCCGUCCCCGUCAACACCAAUGACAAGCUGGACACCAAGCCCAACAACCGCACUCCCACCCGCAACAGCGGCUUCGUCGACCUCGCCGUCCUCGUCGGAGACAAUGCCGAGUACACCAUCAACACCCGGAUGUCCACGUACCGUCGGUCCCAGGUCGCCAAGGGCCAAGCCAAGAUCAUCGUCCCCGCCCCUCCUCAGGACACCGCCUUCACUCGCUUCGUCCCUACCUUCCUCCGCCCCGUCCUCCGCUUCUUUGGUGUCGGCACCGCUGCGCCGGAAGCCGCUGGUGGCGGUAAGGCCGGCUCGGCGAACGACUCGGGUGACGAGUCGGCGGGUAGCCCAGACUCGCCGACGACGUCGUUCGAGCUCAUGACUCCAGGGUCGUUGUCCGCCGAGAUGUCCCCUCUUGUCAAGGCCAAGCGCUUGGAGGACGAGGGCAAAGGCGUCGCCGAUGAUGGCGAGGGCGACAUGGACGUCGAGGAGGACGUCGGGGUCUAG
Molecule: messenger RNA, 2847 nt
Organism: Dioszegia hungarica
Lineage: Eukaryota; Fungi; Basidiomycota; Tremellomycetes; Tremellales; Bulleribasidiaceae
Exons: 3
Coding region: 1-2847 (948 amino acids)
Source: RefSeq, a predicted model, not a curated record